GCACCCUCUCCUCCGCCCCUCUCCCCUGUCAGUGUCAGUGAUAGUGUAAACAAUAACAAGUUCAAGGGAUAUUUCAACUGAUUUCGGUUUUGAUUCGAGAUGGCUCAUCUGCAAUAUGUUGAUGAGCUAGUGAGGGAAUACUUGCUGUAUCGGGGAUUCAGUAACACUCUGAAAACGUUCGAUGUCGAACUCAAAGCUGACAAGGAUAAAGGUUUCAGGGUUGACAAACUUGUUGAGCAGCUAACUCAGUAUAUCUAUGCUUAUGACCUUACUGCUCUUCGUGAACUCUGGGCUCAUCUUGAUCAUAGAAUUUUUACUCGGCUGGAACAAGAGUUUACCCCAGCUGUCCGGAAGCUUGAAAAUGCUGUGCUUAAAAUGUAUGUGGUAAAUGCAGUUGUGAAUGGCAAAGCAGACAAAUUAAAUGAGUUCUUUACUCGUCUUGCUUCUGAACUGCAAGGACAAGGAGAAUGGAAGGACUGGUUCUUAAUCCCCUUCUUGAAGAAUCCAGAAGAGAGCCCCACAUUUGCUGUACAUUUUACAAGACAAUGGCAGGACACUCUUCUUGUGUCAUUACAUAAUUUUCUUGCCACAAUAUUCCAGGUCAUGCCAUUGCCAACCUUAGCUACACUGGAACAGGAUGCCACACGGGCAAAACGUUUGCAAGAAGAGAAUGACUCUCUACGUCAUAAAAUUGCAGCACUAAUGGAAUUACCGAAUGCAGCAGCAUUGAUAUCUGCAUUGAACAAUGCUUCAGGAGUAACUAGUUCCAAUUCUGGUCCACCAGGCCCAGGUUCAUCUAUUCAAGAUGUCAUACCCCCUGAAGUCCCGCAACCUACUGAUCUUAUGGACGAUUUCUACAUCAUUGCUCCGGAAGGAGGAGGCUCUCAGCCUUCAUCAUCUGACAGUCAAGUCAAAACGCUUAAGAGCUUGAUUCGUAACAUUGGAGGACUUCCUAGUAGUCCAAUAAUGGGCCGCAAACCAACACCAGCAACAUCUCAGUCCACUCUUCUUUCACAUUCCAGUGGUGGGAAAAUGAAAAUCACAUCAAUAGCAGGAGGAGUAUCAGCUGACUCCCAGCACAAGAGAUCAAGUAGUAAACAGAGACUUGGACCUGGGCGCAGUUCUCCAAAUGUUGGAGUGGAAGUUUCUUCUUCAUCUGCACGACCCACUUUAAAUGUUCAUGGAACUUCUACUAAUGUAAGUAGAAAUGUGACAAGUACUACAGCCCCACAGAGAGGUAGAGCUCGAGAAAUCCCGCCUGAGGGCAACACUGCUGCUCGGCAGCCCACAACACCACCAGCAGGUGCUUUUCUCAUAUUGAGUCAGGAGCAUUACAUGGAGCACAAAGUUGCUGCCAGUCACUGCCGCUUCAAUGCCUCAGGCACCAUGGUGGCAAGUGCGGAUGUUGAUGGAGUUAUAAAAGUCUGGGAUGCUGCGCAGACUCUGAAAACAGUGGCAUCAUUUGAUACAAAGUCUAAAUUACUAGGAUUGGAUUGGAUAUCCAAAAAUGAACGCUACUUCAUGGCACUAAGUGCUACUGGUAAUGUAAGACUUCUAGAUACAAAUCUUAGCCGUAUAUUGUGGGAACUGAAUGGUGAAAAUAAUAGCAAUUUGAAAGGCUCAAGAUUGCUAAAUUUAGCCUGCAGUCCUAUAGAACCAGCAUUCUUGUGUUCUAUUGCACCAUCUCAAGGCCAGGGCAAAUUAUUAUUGUUUGACAUAAAAACCAAACAGUUGCAGAGAUCACUUACUUUGAACGGCAAUCAGAACCUCUUAGCCAAUUGCUUUGCUUUCAAUCACAAUGGACAGCUUGUGGCUGUAGGAUGCUCGGAUGGCAGUGUCCAAGUGUUUGAUAUGAGGCGUGGUUCAUGCAUAGACACCUGGCCAGCCCACACAGGACCUGCACUUUCACUGCAGCUCACACCAGAUGACACAGCAUGCUAUACAGCUGGAUCUGACAAUAAGAUUUGUGGAAGAAGUAUGACUCAAAGUGGACAGAUACUAUGUGAAGCAACCAUCCCAGAAUUGGCCUCACCAGUGCAGCUCCCUACCAACACAAGUCUGCAACCCACGCAGUUAUUUGCAUUUCACCAAUCUGGGACUCAUGUUCUUGUCCGUUGUGGAGGAGGCUCUGUUGUCUGUCAGGUGGGAUCUCAAAUGGAGCGAGUCUUGGAACUUUCAUCUCCUCGCAGUCCUACAAUGGCUAUUGAUUGGGCAAGUGCGAAUCAAUGUAGCACUUGUCUAAAUGCACACGCCAAUGGACACAUUACAGUUUCAACCCUUCUCACUCCAUAAAACUACUAAACUAAGUGUGUAAAAGACCACUUAAGGACUCUUACAUUCAACCAAAAUUAAUUUUUAGGUGUAAUCCAAACAGCUAGUUUCUAAUUUGUAUUCUGAAAUUACUACAUGUUAUCAAUGUUUUCAAAGUACCUGGCUUCAUAGGUCUGGUAAAAAGAUAAUGCUCUCUUAUUUCUAGAUUUAAGUUAGAUACUAGACACUGUAUAUACCAAGUAAUGAAUCUGUGGCCGAGUCCUACUAUAGUCAUUCCCAUAAGAAAAUCAGAGACCAAAAAUAGUUUGAUUGGGCUGUGAUGAGGAACUUAGCAUAUAACAUACUGUAUAUUUUCAUUUUCUUGGUUGUAUGUGGGAAAGGGAGGUGAAUUAAGAGUGCACUAUAGAUUGAUGUAACUACAUUUAUUUCCAAU
This is a messenger RNA of Thrips palmi, 2704 nucleotides long. RefSeq names its product WD repeat-containing protein 91. Gene Ontology annotation, biological process: early endosome to late endosome transport. The transcript is spliced from 14 exons. NCBI's taxonomy places the organism in Eukaryota, Metazoa, Arthropoda, Insecta, Thysanoptera, Thripidae. Gene Ontology annotation, molecular function: protein binding; phosphatidylinositol 3-kinase regulator activity. Bases 100 to 2292 code for a protein of 730 amino acids. The record is from RefSeq and is a predicted model, not a curated record. Gene Ontology annotation, cellular component: early endosome membrane; late endosome membrane; extrinsic component of endosome membrane.